GCAACAAGUGCUUCCUCCGCCUCCAUAGUCGUCUUUACCAUCAUCUAGAUCUCAGGCACCUUCUCCUCCUACUCUCCCGCAACUCGAGUUCCAGCUGAGCUGAAGCGCAACAAGUGCCCCUCUCAGAAAAAGGCCUUCGAGAGACCGCCGCCCCAUCAUUCAAUUCAAUUAGUUGGUUUUUAACAUAUACAAAUUGAAAUUAAAAGUGCAAUUUCAUUAGUAGUCUCCCUUACGACAACGACGAAUAUAAAUUCAUUAAAAAACACAACAAAAAAGACGAAAAGACGAAAAGAAAAUUUGCCAAGUGCGCCACGACGAAAAGUGAAAAAGUGAAAGGAAGCGUCAGCAGAGACAAAGACAGAGGCAGAGAAAUACGAACCAGAAUGAUGCUCAAAGGUGUUCAGAUGCUGAGAUGCGGUUUUGCUGGCGGUGUAACUGUACAGAAUUUCCGAUUGAUUUGCCGUCGCUCACUUUCUGUGCAAUAUGGCAAUGCAAAGGCCCUGACUCCGGCUGUCCGGGAAUAUGUGGAAAAGUGCGUCGAUCUAUGUCAACCAGAGCGUAUACAUAUCUGUGAUGGUUCCCAGGAGGAGAGUAAACUGCUCCAAGCUCUUAUGCUGAAACAGGGAACUAUUCUACCACUGCCAAAGUAUGAUAAUUGUUGGCUGGCACGCACCAAUCCCGCCGAUGUGGCUCGCGUCGAGAGUAAGACCUUCAUUUGCACGGAUCGCAAGGAGGAAACGGUGCCAGUUACCCCAAAGGCUACUCCGGGCACUCUUGGUAAUUGGAUUUCCGAGGCUGAUAUGCAGGCGGCCAUUGGGGAGAGAUUUCCUGGCAGUAUGAAGGGACGUACCAUGUAUGUCAUUCCAUUUAGCAUGGGUCCAGUGGGUUCGCCGCUCUCCAAAAUUGGCAUAGAGAUCACCGAUUCGGCUUAUGUGGUGGAGUCCAUGAAGAUUAUGACCCGUGCUGGGGUUCCUGUCAUCGAUGAGCUUCAGAAGGGCGAUGGGAAAUUUGUAAAGUGUUUGCAUUCGGUGGGCACUCCCAAAUCUGGUGUCCAGGCUCAUCCAUCUUGGCCCUGUGAUCCUGAGCGGACGAUCAUUUUGCACAAGCCCGCAGAGAAUGAGAUCGUGUCCUAUGGGUCGGGUUAUGGUGGCAACUCACUGCUGGGUAAGAAGUGCUUUGCUCUUAGAAUUGGCAGCACCAUUGCCAAGAGGGAGGGUUGGCUGGCCGAGCACAUGCUCAUCAUGGGCAUAACAAAUCCUCAGGGAAAAAAAAUCUAUGUAGCUGCUGCAUUCCCCUCGGCCUGCGGCAAGACCAAUUUGGCCAUGAUGACCCCAACUCUGCCCGGCUAUAAGGUGGAGUGUGUUGGCGAUGACAUUGCCUGGAUGAAGUUCGAUUCAAAGGGUGUUCUGCGUGCCAUUAAUCCAGAGAAUGGCUUCUUUGGUGUUGCCCCAGGCACUUCACGGGCAACAAAUCCCAUAGCCAUGGAUAUGGUCUUUAAGAAUACAGUCUUUACGAAUGUGGCCACCACCUCAGAUGGUGGCGUCUACUGGGAGGGCAUGGAGGAUUCUCAUCUAUCGAGUGUCACGGUAACCGAUUGGCUGGGCAAACUCUGGUCCAAGGAGUCUGGCAAGCCAGCGGCCCAUCCCAAUUCCCGCUUUUGUACUCCCGCCUCACAGUGUCCCAUUAUAGAUGAUGCUUGGGAGGAUAGUGCUGGUGUUCCGAUCUCAGCCAUCCUCUUUGGCGGUCGUCGUCCUAGUGGUGUUCCUCUGGUCUACGAGGCGAGAAACUGGAGCCAUGGCGUCUUCAUGGGCGCUGCCAUGAGGAGCGAGGCCACAGCAGCGGCCGAACACAAGGCCAAGACCAUCAUGCAUGAUCCCUUCGCCAUGCGUCCCUUUUUUGGCUACAAUUUCGGUGAUUAUCUAUCCCAUUGGCUGUCUAUGGAGCAAGAGGGACGACAGCUACCCAAAAUCUUCCAUGUCAACUGGUUCCGCAAGGGCAGCGAUGGAAAAUUCCUUUGGCCCGGUUUCGGUGACAAUUCCCGUGUCCUCGAUUGGGUCUUUCGGCGUGUUCAUGAUGAGAAAUGCUUCAAGGACUCGCCAAUCGGUCAUCUGCCCAGCAAAGAUGCCUUAAAUAUCGCUGGCCUAAAGAGUCCCGUAGAUCUCAUAGAACUUUUCGAUUUACCCAAAGAAUUCUGGCAACAGGAGGCCUCUGAGAUUGAGAAAUAUUUCAGCGAACAGGUUGGCCAACAUUUGCCCGAACAGGUGACCCAACAACUUGGCGAACUCAAGGCGCGUGUUGCCAAAAUGUGAUGAAGUAUGUGAGCGUUCCAUAGGUUAUAUUUUCUAAUCAUAGAUUUAAUUGCAUAAAAUAAAAAAGAAAAAAACAAAAAAAAACCCACAAACAA
Molecule: messenger RNA, 2404 nt
Organism: Drosophila willistoni
Lineage: Eukaryota; Metazoa; Arthropoda; Insecta; Diptera; Drosophilidae
Product: phosphoenolpyruvate carboxykinase [GTP]
Exons: 2
Coding region: 384-2309 (641 amino acids)
Biological process (GO): gluconeogenesis; cellular response to dexamethasone stimulus; hepatocyte differentiation
Cellular component (GO): cytosol
Molecular function (GO): phosphoenolpyruvate carboxykinase (GTP) activity; manganese ion binding; GTP binding
Source: RefSeq, a predicted model, not a curated record